This is a messenger RNA of Arabidopsis thaliana (thale cress), 1827 nucleotides long. RefSeq names its product RING/U-box superfamily protein (gene ARI12). The record is from RefSeq and is marked reviewed. Gene Ontology annotation, molecular function: ubiquitin-protein transferase activity; ubiquitin protein ligase activity; zinc ion binding. Gene Ontology annotation, biological process: protein ubiquitination. The transcript is spliced from 13 exons. Lineage: Eukaryota; Viridiplantae; Streptophyta; Magnoliopsida; Brassicales; Brassicaceae. The coding region runs from base 13 to 1449 and encodes 478 amino acids.
UUGUAUUUUUGUAUGGAUAAUAAUUCUGUAAUCGGAUCGGAGGUGGAUGCGGAGGCGGAUGAGUCGUAUGUCAACGCAGCUUUAGAAGAUGGUCAGACCGGAAAAAAAUCUGUCCAGCGGAAUUAUGCAACUGUUCUGACAGAGGAAGAUAUUCGAGCGCUUAUGGAAAUUGACGUUCAAAGUGUUUCAGAUUUUACUUCCCUCUCCAAAGCUGAAGCCACACUUCUGCUUUCUCACUUAAGAUGGAAUGUUGAUUGUAUAUGUAAACAAUGGUCUGCUGGUGCUCAAAGUGUUAGAGACAGCGUCGGCUUAUUGGAGCUUGAUCCACCUUCUGAUGACAACGAAUAUUUUUGCGGAGCCUGUGGCGAAUCACACCCACAUAAGAACUUGGCAUCGGUCUCUUGUGGUCAUCGUAUAUGCACUCGCUGCUGGACAAGCCAUAUCAACAAAAUCAUCAGUGAAAAGCCAGCUGCUGAAUGGAAUCUUUGGCUGAAAUGUCCUGUUCGUGUUGGUCUCCACGCUUCUUGUCCAGCUUCUGUUGGUCUAGAUACGAUUGAGAGAUUUGCUUCCAAGAGAGAGAAGUUCAAUUACAAUCAAUAUCUCCUUAGAUCUUACGUUGACAACAGAGAAACAAUGAAAUGGCAUCCUAUCCAGGGGUCUAGAUGCGCCAUUGAUCUUAGUCCAGGUUCUGGAAAUGCCAGUGUCUCCUGUCACCGUUUGGUUAGAUUCUGUUGGAAUUGCAGAGAAGACGCUCACAGUCCUGUGGACUGUAAAACUGCUGCAAAAUGGCUACUAGAAAAUGCGGUGCCUUGUCCCAAGUGUAAGCUAAGGAUCCCACGAAAUCAAGAUAAUUCACUGAAGAUGAAAUGCUUACCUUGUAACUAUGUUUUCUGUUGGUUCUGCCAUGUCGACUGGAUUGAAGACAUGGAAGGAACUGGUGGUGAUUUACACUUUUGUACCUUCGAUGCUGUCUUGAGUGAUCAACGUGGGAAAAUGUCAGAAUCUGAUUCAAAUAGAUACGAAGAUUGUUAUGAAAAUUGGGACAGUAAUGAAUUGUUGAUGCAAAAGGAACAAGCAAACCUGCCAAAACUAGAUACUAUUAUUCAGGAACUAAGUAACACACAGUUAGAAAACGUAUCGCAGCUUAAGUUCAUCCUAGAAGCUGGACUUCAGAUCAUAGAAUGUAGAAGGGUCCUGGAAUGGACUUAUGUUUAUGGAUAUUACCUUAGAGAGGAUGAGGUCGGGAAGCAAAAUUUAUUGAAGGAUACGCAAGAGAGGUUGAAGAAGUUUGUGGAAAAUCUCAAACACUGUUUGGAGACUAAUCUGCAGCCGUUUCGUUACGAGGAGGAACCGUCAAAGGAUUUCAAUGCCUUCCGCAUCAAGUUAACCGAACUAACUAGGUUUGAUAUUCCAUUGUUUCUUGUAAUUUUAACAAGAUCCAACAAUUAAACCCUAAAACCAAUCAACUUUUUUAUUUAUUUAUUUCUUUCUUUCAUAAUAGCCUAACGCGGAACCACUAUGAGAAUGUGGUAAAAGAUGUAGAGAAUGGCUUAGCUAGUGUUGUCUCUGAGGGGGAAGCAAGUGGUUCAGGCCGUAAUCAAUAAUCAUGAUGAUUAAAUCGAGUCUAAUUGUUGAGUUCCAAUUUACUACCGAUAAAUUGGUUUAAUUGCAAAUUGCAGUUUAGGCUGGAAUAUUGGAUAUAUAUUAAUUUUAUAAAAAAAAACGAGAAUGUUCUCUUUUUUUAAUGUUUGAAAUUACUGUUGUAAAAAUGUUUGAAUUGACUAAUUAUAAAAGAAAAUAUUGGGUGUGAGUUAUGUACUCUGUUUU